AUGCCUCCAAGACCUGUUCAAGAAAUCUACAAUACGAAAGGUCGACAGUCGACUGGCGGUACUAGGAAGAAGGGAAAGAUAAAUAAACGGAAAAAGCACGCAGCUACCGGCGAUGGCGAUGGAAAUUCAGCUGUACAACCGUCACAACCUCGAGACUCGAACGCGGAGAUUCUAAUUCCCAAGUCGAAGGAGGAGAGGGAGAAGGAACGGAAGGCGAAACUGCUUAGAGAGGAGAAAAAACUGAAGAAAGAGGAGCGCGUUCACAUCUUUGAGAAGCUUGCCAAGAGCCAAGCGACUUUGUCGACUGCCGUUCUACAAUCUUCUUCUACCCUCGGAUCCGGAAAGACUCUUUCGCAUCUAGAACGUUUGGAGAAGGAAGAAGAUGCCGAGACGCGGAAAGCACUGGACGGGCGCCUCGGGAAGCGGAAGCGCCGUCGGGAGGAAUACGAUGUAGUCCACGGCGUCGAUGAGGAUGAUUCGGAUGAGGAUGAAGAUCUCAAACCCGCAUCGCCUUCGCCCUACUUACUCCCUCACAAGGACGUCGAAAUGGAGGAACCUCCGCCUAACGAGCCUGAACCGGCAGUAGUCGUCAACUCUUUGCCUCAGUCUGAUCCACCAGUGGUUGGAAGUGCCCUGCGGCGGAACCCCGAUGGCACAGUUGUCCAACCCAAAAUUCGUCAGCGGACGAAACAAAAACAGGCAUCGAAAAGAGGGUGGGGCUUCAAGAGGACAGUGGAGCAAGAACCUGAAGACUCGGAUAGCUCUUUCGACAGCUCAGAUUCUGCUUGUGAUUCUUCGGAUAGCGAGAAUGGUGGUACAGAAGACAGCGAAAACGAGGAAGGAUACGAGUCUGACGGUUCUCACGCCGGCAAAUCUGAAAUGGAGGAAGAGCCUCAGACAGAACCACCACCGAAAAAGAAACUAGCGUUCAAAGAUUGGGCCCAGAAGCAGCUUUCCAUGACCAAAGGAUAUGUUGCUCCGAUACCCAGUGAUGACGCACCCGCGAUGGAAACUCCUACCACGACAAUCGAGCCCCCACGGAAGAAAGUCAAACGCGAAGGUCCUCAAGAUAUUCGUGGCCCUCUUGGUCGCGACCUGGCCCUUCCUACAACUACCUUUGGACAGCACGUCCUGAAGACCGCGAAAGUCGCCGCGACAUCACCCUCAAUAAAGGUUAUGGAGGUUAAGCGACCUGCGGAUGUGGAAGAGGCUCGUCUACUGCUUCCAAUCGUCACAGAGGAGCAACCAAUCGUGGAGGCCAUCAUGCUGAAUCCUGUGGUGGUUAUAUGUGGUGAGACUGGUAGUGGAAAGACUACGCAGGUCCCACAGUUCCUCUACGAAGCUGGUUUCGGUACUCCUGGCAGUGACAACCCUGGCAUGAUUGGUGUAACACAACCUCGUCGGGUAGCAGCAAUGUCUAUGGCCUCGCGUGUUGCUCAUGAGCUAUCCUUGGCAUCGUCCAAGGUCUCCUACCAAAUCCGAUACGACGCCACGGUUUCGAGCUCGACAUGCAUAAAGUUCAUGACUGAUGGUGUCUUGCUCCGCGAGCUGGCGACCGACUUCCUUCUGACCAAAUACUCAGUCAUUAUCAUCGACGAGGCACACGAACGAAGCAUCAACACCGAUAUUCUCAUUGGUGUGCUGAGUAGGGUAAUCAAGCUUCGUGAGGAGAUGUGGAGGGAAGGAAAGGAAGGUGCGAAGCCUCUCCGACUCAUCAUCAUGUCCGCCACUCUUCGCGUCAGCGACUUUGCCGAAAACAAGACACUCUUCCCGACCCCGCCUCCAGUAAUCAGUGUUGGUGCACGGCAACAUCCUGUCACCGUCCACUUUAGUCGCAGAACCUCUCCAGACUACGUGGGAGAAGCCAUCAAGAAGACUGUCAAGAUUCAUACUCGCCUACCUCCGGGAGGAAUCUUGAUUUUUUUGACUGGUCAGAACGAGAUUACCGGUGUUUGUCGCAAACUCGAAGCACGGUUCGGGACGAAGGUUUUGAAUGCAAAGAAGCAACACCGAGCGACUAUCGCGGCCAAGGCGCACGAAAUCUUCCAGACUGAAGAACGCAACGUUAAUCCCUCCCAAGCUGCGGUCGAAGUUGAAGAUUUGGACCUCGGCGUAGACGACAACGAGGAUUUGGCUCUCGACGUGGAUGACGGAAUGGCAGAGCAGGAUCCUGAAGCUUUGGAUAGUGAUGAUGAGGAUGACGGCGUUAAUUCUGAGCUCCAACUCGAGGAAAGCGAUGUUCCCAUGCACAUCGUGCCUCUAUACUCACUAUUACCCAGCGAUAAACAGAUGAAGGUCUUCGAGGCCCCACCCCCUGGGACGAGAUUGGUGGUGGUUGCAACGAACGUGGCCGAAACAUCGCUUACAAUUCCGGGCAUCCGUUAUGUCGUGGAUUGCGGUCGUGUCAAGGAGGUAGGAAUGACAUGGUCUCAAGUCUUCUUUCGUAUUGACAGUCGUUUCCAGCGAAAAUAUGACCCUGCCACCGGAGUUCAAUCUUUCCACAUCACAUGGACGUCGAAGGCAUCAGCUCAACAGCGAGCUGGUCGAGCUGGUCGUACUGGACCGGGUCACUGUUACCGACUCUACAGUUCCGCCCUGUUCGAAAAUUACUUUGAUCAAUUUUCCCAACCCGAAAUCCAACGCAUGCCUAUCGAGGGAGUGGUCCUCCAGAUGAAGAGUAUGCACAUCGACGCUGUCGUCAACUUCCCCUUCCCCACACCACCCGAUCGGUUAGCAUUGCAAAAGGCGGAACGGAUUCUCAUAAACCUCGGUGCACUCAAGGCGGAUCCGACAAAUACACCGACUACUUCUAUAGCGAAGAUUACGGAUUUGGGAAGGGCGAUGGCGUUGUUCCCCCUUGCUCCUCGAUUUUCAAGAAUGCUUGUAAGCGGGCAGCAACACGGGUGCCUUCCCUAUGUCAUUUCCAUCGUUUCAGCAUUGUCAGUAGGGGAUCCUUUCCUCUACGAGGAAUCCAUCCUUCAAGCUGAAUCCUCCGACUCCGAGUCGGAUGGGUCUGAUUCAGAUGUAGAAGUGAUUUCCAAUGCCAAAGAGGAGAGGAGACUGAAGAGGAAGAUGUUUUUCCAAUCUCAGCACUUGCACUCGUCGCUUGGAAAAUAUACGAGCGAUAUUUUCAAAACACUUUCCGUGGUCGGGGCUUUCGAGUAUGCAGGUGGCGGGCACAAGUUCUGUGCUGACCAUUUUGUUCGUUUGAAGGCUAUGGAGGAAAUACACAAAUUACGCGCACAAAUCAGCAACAUCGUCCAAGUCAAUUUCCCUGCUUCCAAACCCAACUUCUCUGUGAAACUCCCACCUCCCUCGGAUUUCCAACUAAAAGUCUUGAGACAGCUCUUGACAGCUAGCUUCAUCGACCAGGUGGCAGUCCGCAAGGACCGUGUAGAGACGACUGAAACGAGUGGGACACAAUUCAGGACAGCAAAGGGCGUCGCAUAUAGGGCAUUGGGUAUCACUGAAGAUGUCUUCAUACAUCCGAGCUCUGUCCUCGUAAACAACUCACCACCUGAUUUUGUCAUCUUCCACGAAAUAGUUCGAACUGGACGCGCGUAUAUGAAGGGAGUAACCACGAUAAAUGCUGCAUGGCUGUCUAAGCUUGGCAAGUCGGGAGGACUUUGCACAUUCUCUAAGCCCGUUAAAAACAACGCCGGCCAGGUGAUGGUGAUACCCCGCUUUGGACCACACGGUUGGGAACUCCCCGCCAUCAAAGCAGAAGACGCGUCGUGACGCUUUUUGCAAAGCAAAAGUACGUACAGUAUUAAUCGUGCAAUGUAAUGGUAUGUAAUCCCUGGGGGCGGGAUGCGUGGCGAUGCGCUCUAUGUAUAAUUAUGAUGAUACAGUAUCUUUGUCCCGAU
Coprinopsis cinerea okayama7#130 is the source of this 3866-nucleotide messenger RNA. Its product is annotated as DHX37 protein. The coding region runs from base 1 to 3738 and encodes 1245 amino acids. Lineage: Eukaryota; Fungi; Basidiomycota; Agaricomycetes; Agaricales; Psathyrellaceae. Gene Ontology annotation, biological process: maturation of SSU-rRNA from tricistronic rRNA transcript (SSU-rRNA, 5.8S rRNA, LSU-rRNA). Gene Ontology annotation, molecular function: ATP binding; RNA binding. Gene Ontology annotation, cellular component: intracellular anatomical structure; nucleolus. The record is from RefSeq and is a predicted model, not a curated record. The transcript has 11 exons.